Messenger RNA from Plasmodium relictum, 489 nucleotides. RefSeq names its product Plasmodium exported protein, unknown function. The transcript has a single exon. The record is from RefSeq and is a predicted model, not a curated record. The annotation marks the transcript as partial. Lineage: Eukaryota; Apicomplexa; Aconoidasida; Haemosporida; Plasmodiidae.
AAUAAAUACAAACCAAUAAAUAAUGUAAGUUCGGAAUUCCAAUUCAAGUGUAACAUUUCAAGAAGAUUAGUUGAACCAGAAGAGGAUAUGAAUGAUCGAAAUUCAGAUGAAACUAUAAGUCGUCCAGAACUUUUAUCACUAUGGGAAAGUAAUCAAAAAUAUGAAGAACGUAGAUUUGAUGAGACACUUCAAUUUUUAUUAGAACAACUGCAUAAAGAAGCACCAUCCUAUAAUAUAGGUGAAGAUGAAAAAACUAGAAUGUGGUCAAGUUUUUUAAAGGAUGCUUAUAGAUGCGCUAGUGAUGCCAAGUAUAUCCUUAGGAUGAAAUUAGAAGAUUUGGUUAGAAGCGGAUCAUGUACACGUGAAGAAGGUAAAAAGUUUUUAGAUUUUUCAACUUAUCAAUGGGGUAAAUUAAGGUACAUAACAGAAAAAGAAUUUUGGAAUAGACUUGAUCGUUCGCGUCGCAGUAAUUUUAAUUUAUUUUCCUGA